This is a messenger RNA of Schistosoma haematobium, 2355 nucleotides long. RefSeq names its product Mitosis inhibitor protein kinase wee1. The record is from RefSeq and is a predicted model, not a curated record. Gene Ontology annotation, biological process: protein phosphorylation. The transcript is spliced from 7 exons. NCBI's taxonomy places the organism in Eukaryota, Metazoa, Platyhelminthes, Trematoda, Strigeidida, Schistosomatidae. Gene Ontology annotation, molecular function: protein kinase activity; ATP binding. Bases 270 to 2030 code for a protein of 586 amino acids.
CAAAGGUGAUACCCUACCGCUUGUUUUGGAUGUGGCUGCGGGGCGGUAUUAUCGUCUACUAGUUUGGUGAUAAGGUUGCUUCAAGUUCACUUCUUUGAAUUUCUAAUUUCCAACUCCUACUCUCGCCAUUUAUUUUGAUUCACGCUGCGCGUUUAUUGAUUUGUUGGUUUAUAUUCUCCUUAUUUCACGCACCUCCAUCCUCAUACACAUUACAACUCUUGAUUACACUCCAAAUUACUGACGGUUAACGCUAAGAACGACCUAGGGAUAUGAUGAAGCGCAGCAAACGUGCAGUUGUCCAGUCCCCAUCAUCGUCGACACCGACAAUUUCAAGACAUGGUCUAGAUCACUCACCACUAUUUUCCCUAUGCAACAGAGAUUCAGACAACGAUAAUUCUGCAGAGCACUUUGGAUUGCAAGUUUCUCCUUUGUUUUCAAGAAGUCGGCUUUUGUCUGCAAUAUGUUCCCCUUUAGAAGUCGAUUCACAACCUACAAAAGGGUAUUUUAGUUGCAUGUCUCCUAACUGUGGUCGCGACACUCCGUCCCCAGAUGGCCAUGCCUAUAAUCCAGACUUGUCUGACCGAUCCAUCGGUAAGGGUUACUUAAGUGACCAUUUACAGCAUAGUCUUUCCUAUGCUCGCCGUAUGGAGCAGCGUGCGCUACACAUAUCCGCACGAAUUUCACAGUCUGCAAAUUUAUCAAUGAGCCCGCGCCUUCUUUUCACACCUGAAACUUGUAAUUCUUCGGACACAGCUGAUUCGAUCUCAGGGCAGCGAAAAAGGCAGUCUGUAGUUGACGAUCUAAAUAUGCAUUCUUUUAUGACAAUCAGUCAGCAAACGACUUCAACUGUGGAAAGAUAUGCUCGCCUUGCAGAUGUGUGUCCUGACUUACUAAACCGUCGAACUGUGAAUAGAUUCAUGAGCCAGUAUACACCAGGGGAAAAGUAUCAAGAAGAAAGACCUAUUGGAAUGAACCCGAUCUUCAACUGUAACAAUCUUGCAGGAUCGUUCUCAAACCUUGUUGAUAUCUGUCGAACUAGACUGGCUGUGUUGUAUAAGGCUAGGCAUCGUCUAAGUGGCGUUUUAUAUUGCUUGAAGAGGUCACGCUGCGACUUUGAACUAGAACAUCUUAAUGGAAGUUCAUCCGUUGAAAUGCUGAAUGAAGUACAAGCCUUGGCAUUGCUUCAACAUUCCAAUAUAAUUCGGUUUUUUGGCUCCUGGUACGAGGCUGACUCCGUGUAUACACAGUUGGAAUUGUGUUUAGGUGGCAGUCUGUUUCAUUUACUAUAUCCAGAUAGACAAAAUGACACUUCUGAAGCUGUGUCCCUUGUGUCAACCAACCACAUUGACAACGAAAUACCUGGUUCUCCUACAUCUGGUUCUCCAAGCGAUGCAAACCGUAACCGUUUAUCAGAAAAACCGUUGAUUGUCCUGGCGUCGCACGUUCUUAGCGCUCUUCAUUAUAUGCACACCAAUUGGUCGAUGGUCCAUGGUGAUGUAAAACCGAGUAAUAUCCUAAUACAACUAAGCAGACCUGAAGCUUAUUUAGCGUCUGCUAAAGAGUGUAUAGAAAUGGAUGCCAAACGCCACUGUCAUAAGCUUUUACUUGCGGGAGAUACUGCGGGGAUCGUCUUUAAGUUAUCUGAUUUCGGACGUGCAUCACGUGCUGGGGAAGAUCGUGAUGGUGAAGAUUUAGGUGACGGGCGCUAUCUCCCAAGAUUAAACGAUCCCAGUCCACCUGCUAGAGCUGCCACCGGACGGGACCUCUAUGCACUGGGAAUAACGCUUUAUCAUUCAGCGGGUGGCCCUAUGUCAGCAUCAGUUUGGGAACGACUUCGUGAGACCGAUUGCUUACCAGAUCUUUCCGUACUUCCUGGUUCCUUGAGACCAGCUGUAAAAAGUCUUUUACGACCCCUUGCUCAAGAUAGACCAACUGUUUCUGAACUAAUCAAUUAUCCUUUAUUUCGUCUUCAUGUCAAUGUUCGUUCGGAUGAUCCUUGCCCAAUGCUUGACAUUGGUUGUAGCAGUUGAGUUCGUAGUUAGACUAUUCCAAAUAAUUCUAAAGCUGUAACUCAUUAACCAUAUCCUACACAAUUGUUAUAUUCAGUCUGUACGGAUUUUGUCACACUUAUUCUAUCAUCAUAUGAAGAAACCCAUUUAACUAUCAUUUUUUUGUACAUCAUUGAAUUAUUCCAUUGAGAGAUCUUAUUUGAACAGAUUUUUUUCUAAGUAAAUAAUCUCUUUUCAUUGUAUGAUUGGUGUUAUCCAGCGGUAGUAAAAAAUUAUAUAAUGAAUUUUGGGCACAUCUUCAGAUCUAGUGGGGUUUUUCGGAUUUGCUCUUCAUCCAUCAUGGGCU